AAUGUAUUGACAGGUUACUACUAGAAAUCGUUUUCCGCCAAUACUCGAUUGUCACGCGAUAAUCCAGCGAAUCCUUGACGACCUUUUUCGAAGGCGGCAACUUCCUUUCACGGAAAACACUUACUAUCCAGCUGAGCCUGAGAUUAUAUAAAGAAGAGUGUUUGGAGUAUACGCGUCAUUAGCAUCCAACACUCGUGCGUGUAAACAUCACGAUAUUAAAGAAAGCCAGUGAGACUUUCAAUUCACAUUAUGGACUAUAUCAAAGGAAGAGUGGAACAUCCUGAAUCCGACGAAUUAUCUUGGAAAAAGUACGCUAUAAAACAAGGCUAUUUGAUCAAGUUUCAUCGCGGUAUACUGAAAGCACCAAAGAUGCAAUAUUUUGUUCUAACGGCCAACGGCCUUAUCUCGUUUGAAGGCAAACCAAGCCAUGACACUAAACCGCUUUGCUUCCUACCUUACGAGCAACUAUCUUCGAUCAAACUUGACCACAUCGAACUGAACAGUUGUAAGCUUUGUUGCAUGCAACUGACAAGCAAAACAAGCCCGAGUUUUACGCUGGGUUUCAACCGCAAGGAAGACAGAGAUGAUUGGAUGAUGAUUAUGAUGAAAGCCUUCUCAGAGGCGCUAUUGACGACGCGUGUUUUCAACAAAACGGCAAGCAUGAUCGAAGAGGACGGAGCGAGUGCAAGCGACGACGCUGCGACGAAAGGAACCGCACAAGUCAACACAACGGCGAAAGAAAAACUCGAACACAAACUGAGCACGGGCAGUUAUGGACAGAGUUUGAGACGUAAGCGCAGAAAGGGCGACAAGGGCAGCAUUCGAAAGUCAAAAUCGUAUGACUCGCUGGCUUUACACGAUGUUACAAACCGCACUGCAGCACACAAUUUCCCUAACAAGAGAUCAUCCGUAAACCCCCUCAGACCCGAGGCUGAAAACGCUUUCUUUAAUCCCGAAACAAGAAAACGCAAAUCCGAGCCAGACAUCCAUGUCAUUUCACAUUUUCCUAUCGCGUGGACAACAGAUAGCAAGGAAAAACUCUUCGCAAACUCGUGUAGUUUUGAACACAGAGACUCACUGACCGUUCGAGCCGAAAAACAACACAAGAACAAAAGUGACUCAAAACAUAAAUCAAACGUGUUCGCGAAACUACGUUCAAAACUAGAAAACCCUGUCAAAUACGUACAUUAAGUAAGAACGCCGAAUAAAUUUAAUUUUGUAGUGUGAUCCGUGACGCAUGAAAGUGCGACAUAUAUGCACAAUGGGAGAUGCUGAUUGUAAAUAAUAUUUAUUUGUAUAUAAAUAAAUUUUCGGGGAUAAUUUAUCAAUUCUUGUGUGUUAUUGCUUGAAGGUCAAGAGUGGGUAUAUAUGGUAUUCUGUAUAUAAUGUCAAAUACGAGGCCUACAGUUGAUCGAUAUUCGCUUGAACUGACUGAAACGAUAAAACGCGCUUUGUUUUCGACCUUUAGAGUCAAAGCCAUUUGUCAAGAGCUUGACUGAUAGUACUGAGUAUAGCCACCAGCGUGAUAAUAGAGGACUCGAGAUUGACGUUUACGGCAGCCGGUAACCGCAAACAGCACUCUUAAAUCGCAUUUGAAGCUAAUUCAUGCUUCAAUUUUAAUACACAAAUUGCCCGAACUUCACUAACAGCUAUAACAGUUCAUCUCAAAAUACGAUUUCAAGUUUGCCGUUUGCGUUAAUAGAAGUACUUGUCAAAGUCUCUUCACUUUCGGGUAGUUCAGACAUAGGGGAAACACAAAUUUGUGAUUUGUACUUAAAAUAGUAUAUAUUUUAAAGCUUGGUAUAUAUAAAUUAUGGUCGGCUUGCUGUACAAUACGAUCAAAGGUUUCCGAAACACGUAUAUUUUGCCAACAAAUAUUUAUACCCGUUAUAGUCGAUCGAUAGGCGGAAUAUUUUAAAAAGGAAGAUUAUAAAUAUUAGUAUAAGUGCAUAUAUUGUAGGUGUUCACUACAACGUAGGGCCUACUGCACCGAUGAAGCAGAAAAUUACUUGUUAACAUUGUGAUGGUGCAGUGAUUAUACAGUUGAUUUUCUUUUACUGACUUACAAAAGGCUUGUCUAUAUAAAUCUGCAGGACUAUAUGAUGACAAGUUGCGAUUGAGUGAGAUCGAUAAAUUUUAUUAUGUUUAUAUAUAAGUCAGGAUUUGGUUUGGACUUGCCAAAACUCAAACCGAAGGUUGCGGAUCAGUCUAACACUAUAUGUCUGUUUGCGCGGUAAAGACAUGAUAAUUACAGCCAGCGUUUAGAAAUAUCAACAAGCUUAUAAAAGAUUACUCAAGCAUAUCAUGCUCAUCAAAUAUAAUAGUAAUUUCAAUUGAUGGCUCUCGUUCUGAUGAAAUUUAGUUGAAACAUAGUUUUGGACAAACAGUUAUAUCAAACGAUUCUCACGUGACUUGGCGCUUUGAAUGAUUUGAACGUUUGAGAAGGAUCGUUCAUUCUCAUCUCAUCCGCUCUGAAUGAAAGAGUGAAACAAUUUUUUAAUUUUCAAGUCAGCAUUUUAUUUAAUGACGUUUUAACAAGGCUACUACCGGCCAUAUUGAAAAUUAAAAUUUUCAACUAUUUAAGAUAAUCGUGACCUGCAUGCAAUGAUGAUAAAGUGUAUAAAUGUGUAAUUAAAAUUUCAAUUUUUGUAUUAGGGAGUGUUCAUUAUUUAUACCUGGGGGUGGUACCGAAGAGAAACUAAUCGAAAAGAGAAAAAAACAACCACCCACCCUUUCAGUCAACCAUUUUUUUCCCUACCCAACUAUUGCAUGACUUGGAUUUUUAUUUUACCCAACCCAAUUUCAAAAUUAUACAAGUAUUUCACAUAUAUACAUAUAUAUUAUUAUACAAGCUAGGCCACUAUAGUAUAAACAGUACUAUGCAUAUUUGGUGCACUAACUGAAUGUCAAAUAUAAUCAUUUGUACCUUCACAAGUUCAUACUAUGUUCCCAAGCCUCCAAGUUCCUGCAGUCCUACCAUAUCUCGUUAUUGUAAUCAGAGGGGAUGGG
Molecule: messenger RNA, 3009 nt
Organism: Paramuricea clavata
Lineage: Eukaryota; Metazoa; Cnidaria; Anthozoa; Malacalcyonacea; Plexauridae
Source: the annotation of a GenBank genome assembly